Messenger RNA from Penicillium arizonense, 1419 nucleotides. RefSeq names its product transposase. The annotation marks the transcript as partial. NCBI's taxonomy places the organism in Eukaryota, Fungi, Ascomycota, Eurotiomycetes, Eurotiales, Aspergillaceae. The transcript has 3 exons. Gene Ontology annotation, biological process: regulation of DNA-templated transcription. The record is from RefSeq and is a predicted model, not a curated record.
AUGGCUUCCUCGCAGCCUGAUUUGCCGUCCGAUUCUGAGCCUAAAGCUAUUCCCGAGUCCCCACCGUCGCCGCCAAGCCUCCAAAACACCGCGCCAAGCCUCCAAGACCCGCCGCCAAGCCUCCAUACAUUCCCGCUACCCCCUCUCGAUACGUACUACGACACGCCAGAGCACGGAAUCACCACGAUCAAUGCUUUAGGGCGUCAAUAUGGCUAUGCAGUCUCAAUUCUCCGCUCAAAACGUACUAAGAAAGGGGUCAUGAAGACCGUCCGACUAUGUUGUGACAGAGGUCGUCCGAUAAGAAAGCGACCUGAUAGACCUCCGGAGCGCCAGACUACGACACUUGCCAAUAACUGUCCCUUCAGUAUAGCGCUUCGGCUAAGUCUCGAGACGGGUAGGUGGUCUAUUACGGUGGAGGAUUCGACACAUAACCAUGGUCCGUCACCUCUGUCAACCCACCCAAUUCAGCGAAGCAUUGAGCUUUCUACGGUAUCAGAUAGCGUCAAAAAGCAGCUUGAGCAGGGCCUUCCUACCCGUCAGGUCCUUCAUGGUCUUCGAAAGGACAAUCCAGAGACUUGCCUUAAUGCCCAGGAUAUCUACAACUUCCGGAAGAAGCUUUAUGCUGAAUUCCUUGCCGGCCGUACUCCGCUUCAAGCUCUAUUGAUAGAGCUUCCAAAGGACGGCGAAUGGAUCUUCAAGUAUGAAGUUAACGAUAAGAAUCAUGUUACAGCCCUCUUCUGUAUGCAUAAGACGAGUAUAGCAUUACUUAAGACAAAUUUAUGGGUUAUUUCAAUGGAUUGCACCUACAAAACUAACCGGUACGGCCUUCCAAUGCUCGAUAUCGUCGGCUUCACUGCUACGGGCUUAACCUUUUACGUCGGCUUCGCCUUCAUAAAAGACGAGAAGGAUGAUAGCUACGAAGUCAUUUUAAGCUGUCUUGCAGAGGCUUACGAAGCUCUCGGCCUUCAAGCACCCCAGACCAUCCUUACCGAUAAGGAGCAGGCGCUAAUGAAUGCUGUGAAGGUUGUCUUCCCUUCUACAAAGCAUAUAAUCUGUCUAUGGCAUAUCAACAUGAAUAUCUUAAAGAAAGCGCGUCCGCUACUUGCUAAGCAGCUCGCAAAAGCUCGGAUCCUCUCCAAGUACGCCGGCGAGGACGCCCCUGAGGCGCCAGGAACUUCAUCGGCGGCGGAGCAAGCACCCAAGGAAGCACCCAAGCAAGCACCCAAGACACCUCCACCUAGCGAGACCCCUCCGGCUUCGAGCUCAUGCUAUCUCAGGAAGGCGGACGGGGCCGUGGACGGGGCCGUGGACGCGGCAGAGGACGAAGCUCAACAGGGUUCUCAGGAAGGCGGACGGGGCCGUGGACGGGGCCGUGGACGCGGCAGAGGACGUGGAGGGACACAACAGGCAUCGCAAGAG